Chlamydomonas reinhardtii is the source of this 3581-nucleotide messenger RNA. RefSeq lists its product as uncharacterized. The record is from RefSeq and is a predicted model, not a curated record. The transcript has 20 exons. Bases 302 to 2614 code for a protein of 770 amino acids. Lineage: Eukaryota; Viridiplantae; Chlorophyta; Chlorophyceae; Chlamydomonadales; Chlamydomonadaceae.
GCAGCAUCCGCAGCGAACGCGGGUCGAUGACAGUUGACUCGUAUGAACACCACCACAACUCGGUCUCGUAGUCCGUCUGCAUUUUAUAUACAGCUUCAGAGGCACUUGACGAAGUGCCUUUAUUGAGCAUACUCGUCCUGCUUAAGCACGUAUGCGCGUGUGAGUCUCAACCUCUUUAAUUGCAGCUUCUAAUUCACACAUUACAUCUUUGGAAAAGGGCCAAGCUCGGCUCGUGUAUCGCCCCGCGUCCCUUUGUUUCACGGUCGGUCAACAAGCGCCUCGAGCGGAGUGCAAAUUCGCAAUGUACCCGCAAGCUGGUCAUCCGGUGCUACCUGGGCAAACGCCGGGCACACCGCCCGGGUCAGCCCCAGUAAAUGCACCGGCCUUGCAUGCCCAACCGCAUCGAAAUGCUCCCAAGCGUCCCAAGCUGCAACAGCUGACCGUGAGCUGCCCCAUGGUGGUGGCGGCCAUGGGGGCGGGCGGCGGCGGGUUCGUGCCGCUGCCCAUCACGCGACUGGGCAUGGAGGCGCAGGCGCAGAUCAGUGUGGGCUUCAACAAGAUAACGCUCGACUGCUACUACCCGCAGACGUGGCAGGGCGCCCCGCUACAGCUGCUUGUGCCCAAGACCAGCGCCACAGUCAUCAGCGAGGUGGUGAUCGAGAACCUGGUGCGAGACCAGAUCUACGCCACGGCGAUCGUGCCGGCUGAGGACGCGCAGAAGGCCAACUACAAGCCAGCCUCGGCCGUGGACGCCUCCGGCGCGGCUGUGCCCGAGGCGCACCUGAACGACCCCGAGCUGUUCGUGCUGCCCAUGCCGGGCCGCGCCGCCCCUGGCGACCAGUUCCGCGUGUCGCUGACCACCUUUGAGCCGCUGGCCUUCGAGGAGGGCAGCUACGUGCUGCGGCUGCCCACGGAGCUGCCCGCGGCCAUGAUACCGCAGGGCUACAGCCACACACAGCUGCUGGACGUGAUCGUCACCAUCAACACCGGCUCGCCCACGCCCGUGGCCUACGCCGUGCGGUCCGGCCACCCCGUCACCGACUCCACGCCCCCCGGCGGCGGCGCCGGCACCGCCACCUUCUCCAUCAGCAAGGCGCCGCAGCUGCCCAACGCUGACGUGGACGUGGGGUACCGCGUGUGGGGCAACGACAUGUUCCUGGCACUCAACGUGUCAAACCCUAGGCCGCCCCACCCCGCCGACCCCGACCCCCGCGGCGCCUUCGUGCUGUCCGUGGCGCCCCCUGCGCCCGAGUUCACGGCGCCCUUCCCCCGCUCGGUGGUGUUCCUGCUGGAUCGAUCUGGAUCCAUGAGCGGCGAGCCCAUGGAGUUCGCAAAGGCUGCGCUGUGCUUCGGCCUGCGCUCGCUGACGCCCUUGGACACGUUCACUGUGGUGGCGUUCGACCACGAGCAGCUGUGGUUCACGCCCGGGGGUCAGCUGGUGCCGGGCAGUGCGGAGAACGUCUCGGCGGCCGAGUCCUGGGUCCGCGCCUCGGUGGACGCACGCGGCCUGACUGACAUCAUGACGCCGCUGCAAACGGCCAUGCGCGUGCUGUCAGGCGCGGCGCCGGGCGCGGAGCGGCCGCCGGGCGCGCCUCCGUCCCUGCCCUUCAUUUUCCUGGUCACCGACGGAUGCGUGCAGGAUGAGAAGGACAUCUGCCGCUUCGUGGAGGGCCACAUGCGGGGACUGCUGCAGCACCAGCAGCAGCAGGCCAUGGGCGCUGCCGCCGCCGGCGCGCCGCCGCCCCCUCCCGCCGGUGUGCCGCGCAUCUGCACCUUUGGCAUCGGCACCUACUGCAACCACUACUUCCUCAAGCAGCUGGCCACCUAUGGCCGCGGCGCCUUCGACGUGGCCUUCCGCCCGCACGCCAUCCAGGCCCAGAUGCAGCACCUGCUGACGGCGGCGCAGCGGCCAGUGCUGUCCGACCUCACACUCACCCUGCCGGGUGUGGCUGGCUGUGAACUGUACCCCUACCCGCUGCCGGACCUGUUCUGCGGCCUGCCGCUGGUGGUGGCGGGCAAGUACAGCGGGGCCUGGCCCGCGGGCGGCAUCACGCUCAAUGGCACACUGCCGGGCGGCACACCCUGGAGCAGCAAGCCCGUGUUCCCGGGCAAGGAGGGCAACCUGCCGCUGGACAAGAUCUUCAUCAAGAGCCGACUGGACCUGCUCACGGCGCAGGCCUGGCUGGCGGGCAACCCGCCCCAGAUGGUCAACCAGAUUGUGGACCUUUCCAUUGCGACGGGCAUUCCCUGCGCACACACGCGCACGGUGGGCUUCGAGACCACGCACAAGGACUGGGCGGCAAUCCAGAGCACGGCGCAGUCACAGGGCAAACGCAAGGUCAACUACGCCAAGUACGCAAUCGGCGGCGCGGCGGGGCUGGUGGUGCUGGCGGGCCUGGGUGUGGGCGCGGCGUUCGUGUUCGGAGACCUGGGAGCCACAGUGGCCAACACAGGCUUCAUGGACGGCAUCGGUGGCCUGGGCGGGAUGGGGGACAUGGGCGGCGGCGGCGACUGCUGCGGCGACUGCGGCGAUUGCGGCGACUGCGGGGGCUGCGAUGGCUGUGACGGCUGCGAUGGGUGCGACAUUGGAGGUCUGGACUGUGUCAUCUCGUAAGAGAGCGUCGUUAAGCACGCGGCGCUGUCUUGCCGUCGCGCGGCGUGUCUCGCUGUUGAUUCGCACGGGCAGCUGCACAACAGUUUUCUUUGUUGGUGCGGUUGAUGCGGUUGGUGGUUGUGUGUUGCCGUGUUUGGUACGGGGCAUGGGAGUCGCGGGCGGUGACACAGCUCCGUACCACGUGUGGAAGGUGAUGUACGGUAUUGGGGGGGGCAAGGUGGGCACUAGUGGGCGGGGGCCGCAACAGACGUGGCGGCUUGUGGCACGCAUGUUGCGCAUGUUGCGCAUACCGAUCGUGUGGUAUGCGCAAAUUACAAGGUACUGGCGGGACCACCCGAAUGCAUGGGCGCUCUCGAGUUCAUACUUGCGCGGAGUGAAACGGGUACCGUACGGUAUCCAUCAAUGCCACUCGCGAACUUACCGGUUCCUGUGCGGGGCCUGUGCGUGUAACACACGAGCGACCGAUGGAUACAGCAGCGCGGCUGGCGGCGGAAUUCAGUCAUUGCUGGCGCAUGCACGGCAGUCAGCGAGCGUGUAUGGGCGCCUAGCAGGCGAGAUGCUGGAUGAUACAUGAUUAUGAGAACCGGGCGACACGUUACUGAUUAGAGGCAACCAGCAGGCCGCUGCUGGGGGGCCAUGCAUGGGUACAAUGUGCAGCCAUUGAGGCAAAUCGGUUAGGUGCAAGAUUAUCCUCAUAGCAUACUUGAGUGCGCGCCCACUGCUGAUUGCGGCUGCACGCCUGCGGGGUGGGGCGGCCUGUGGACUUGGAUGCGCCGACGACUGGCCGCUUUGGGCCGCUCCAAGACAGCGUGCGUGCACGACUUGUCGUCGUGUGCGCACGCGUCCAGGUACGGGUAACAUCGAUGCCGUCACAUAUUGUAGUGUGACAAAGAAACUUGUUAUAGGCUCAUGGCGGACAAGGGUUGCCUUUGGCGCGUUCAAACGUAGGUUCGCGCAAUGCCGGGAA